This is a messenger RNA of Amblyraja radiata (thorny skate), 4020 nucleotides long. RefSeq names its product patched domain containing 1 (gene ptchd1). The transcript has 3 exons. The record is from RefSeq and is a predicted model, not a curated record. Bases 262 to 2943 code for a protein of 893 amino acids. Gene Ontology annotation, cellular component: plasma membrane; synapse. Gene Ontology annotation, biological process: cognition; chemical synaptic transmission. Lineage: Eukaryota; Metazoa; Chordata; Chondrichthyes; Rajiformes; Rajidae.
AGUCAGCCCAAGCCCCGCCUGUUGCUCAGUUGUCAGGAGCAGCCUAGCUGUGUGCUGCCCGCCCGCCUGCAGCCUGGGGAAGGGUGGAGGCUGAGGCGGAGGCGGCCUGGUCGGUCGGUGCUCACCCCCGCAGUUGCUCUCACAAGGUUGCUGGGCUGAAGGGGCGCCGCCGGGCCGGCCCGCUGCGGAUGGCGGCCGGCUCGGGCUCGGGCUCCGAGGCCGCGAUGGCGGUGUGAAGCCGGCAGCCGGGCCCCGCUCACCAUGCUGCGGCAGCUCCUGCACCGGGGCCUGAAGACGUGCUUCUACCGCUUGGGCUUCUUCAUCGGCAACCACCCGGUGUUCUUCGCCUCGGCACCUGUGCUGCUCGCCAUCCUGUUCGGCGCCAGCUUCAGCCGCUACCGGGUGCAGGACAACAUGGAGUACCUAUUCGCACCGCGCCACAGUCUGGCCAAGAUCGAGCGCACCCUGGUCAACAGCCUCUUCCCUGUCAACCAGUCCAAGCACCUACUCUAUUCCGACCUGCAGAGCCCGGGACCCUACGGUCGGGUCAUCAUCACCGCCCCGGGCGCAGGUAGAGGGAGAGGCGGCGGCAACCUGCUCGACCUGCAGCACACGCGGCUCAUCCUCCAGCUGCAUUCAUCUGUGACGCGGAUUCAGGUACCAAUGUUGGGCUUCAACUACUCAUUUGCCCACAUGUGUAUUCUAAAGGACAAUAAGAUGUGCGUUCUGGAUGAUAUUGUGCAUGUGUUGGAGGAGCUCAGGGCUGCAUGGAUGCAGAACCACACAGAAAUCGUUAUCAGUUACCCAAAUACCUACCUUAAAGACGGCCGGAAGGUCUUCAUCGGACAUCAGCUGGGAGGAGUAACUCUGCAGAACAAAGACCGAGUGAAAUAUGCCCGGGCAAUGCAAAUAACUUAUUACCUGCAGACUCGCAAUUCCUUGAACGACUUGGUAGCAGAGAAGUGGGAGUCGACCUUCUGCGAGACAGUAGAAAAUUUCCAGAAAUCCAAUAAAGAGCUGGAGCUCUAUCCAUUUACAUCUUCAUCACUGAAGGAGGAUUUUCAGAAGAGCAGCCAGGUUUCAGAGUGGUACCUGGUGACUAGCCUGCUGGUGGUUUGGAUUCUGGCCAUGCUGUGCUGUUCCAUGCAAGACUGUGUACGCAACAAGCCUUGGCUUGGACUCUUGGGUUUAGUGACAAUGGCUCUGGCCACCCUCACGUCGGCAGGGAUUAUCAACUUAAUGGGAGGGAAGUACAACUCCACCUUCCUGGGAAUUCCCUUCAUUAUUUUAGGCCAUGGACUGUACGGCAUGUUUGAAAUGCUCUCAUCGUGGAGGGAGACCAUGGAGGACCAGCAUGUGAAGGAGAGGAUUGCCACUGUGUAUGCUGAAACCAUGCUGCCACUUACGCUCACCACUGCUAUGUACAUGGUUACAUUUGGCAUUGGUGCCAGCCCCUUCACUAACAUAGAAGCUGUGAAGGAGUUCUGUGUUAACACAUGCAUUUCUGUACUUUUUAACUACCUCUACCUGAUGGCAUUCUAUGGCUCUAAUAUGGUCUUCACUGGUUACCUGGAAAACAAUUAUCAGCACAGCAUCUUUUGCAGGAAAGUGCCAAAGCCAGAUGAUCUACGAAGUAAACCUGCCUGGUACAGGUUUAUCAUGAUGUCCAAGUUUAACGAGGAGGCAACAGCUCCAGGUGACACGAGCACCUAUGAAAAUCAUUUCCUGCUUUGGUUUCUGAAGCAGUAUUAUUGUGAUUGGAUUACAAAUACCUACGUCAAACCUUUUGUGGUUCUGUUUUAUCUAAUUUAUAUCUCUUUUGCCUUAAUGGGCUACCUGCAGGUCAGUGAAGGGCUGGACCUCAACAAUGUGGUGGCGACUGAGUCUCGUACAGUCUCCUAUCGCAUUGCCCAGCAGAGGUAUUUCAGCAGCUAUAGUCCGGUCAUUGGGUUUUAUAUUUAUGAACCGAUUGAGUACUGGAAUGCCAGUGUUCAGGAGGACUUGCAGGAAAUAAUGGAAGGGUUUGUUAGAAUAUCAUGGUUUGAAACUUAUUUAAAUUACCUUAGAAAACUAAAUGUUACCGCUUCAAUGUCCAGAAACUACUUCCUAAACACAUUGCGGAAUUCCUUCCUAAAAUCUCCUCAGUAUACCCAGUUCUUGGAUGAUAUCAUCUUGGUGAGGAAACCAAACAAUGAACUGGAGGUGGUUGCAUCGCGUGUGUACCUGGUGGCUAAGACAGCAGAAAACACCAGAGAAGAGAUCUAUGAUCUGCUGGAAACACUGAGGAAGCUCUCGCUGACGUACAAAGUGAAGUUUAUGAUUUUUAACCCUUCCUUUAUCUACAUGGAUCGAUAUGCUUCGUCUGUGGGAGCACCCUUGCAAAACUCAUGCAUCAGUGCGUUGUUUGUUCUCUUCUUCACCGCGUUCCUGGUGGCGAACUCUUUGGUGAAUAUCUGGCUGAUACUGACUGUGGCAUCAGUGGAGUUUGGGGUUAUUGGUUUCAUGACUCUGUGGGAAGUGGAACUGGAUUGCAUUUCUGUCCUUUGCUUAAUCUAUGGAGUAAACUACACCAUCGACAACUGUGCACCAUUCAUAUCUACAUUUGUCUUGGGCAAAGACCUAACCAGGACGAAGUGGGUUAAAAAUGCUUUGGAACUGCAUGGAGUAGCCAUUUUGCAGAGCAACAUUUGCUACUUGGUCGGUAUAAUCCCACUUACUUCUGUGCCUUCUAAUUUGAUCUGCACACUAUUCAGGUGUCUGUUUCUAAUAGCGCUUUUCACCUUUCUCCACUGCUUUGCCAUACUACCUGUGAUACUGACCUUUGUGCCGCCUUCUAAAAAUUGGCCAGAAAGGAAAAGCCCCAGUAGCCCCGAGGAGAUUGAGUGCAUGGAGAUGGUGGAUCUGGAUGGCACGCGAGUGGUCGACCACAUCACCUCAGUCUGACGAACUUGUUCAGCUGGCCGAUGCCAAGGGGAUGGGGGGGGGGGGCAACAGUGUAGAUGGGGUGGGGGAUAUGUGGCAGAGGGGAGAUGGGAGAGGCUAAAAACUGUCUCCAAGAAACACAGCUGAUAUUUUUACAAAGAGCCUACAGCACAGAUACAGGUCAUGUGGCCAAACUAAUCUAUGUUAGGCACCUCCCAUCCACUUUAUCCCAUCCUAUCAGUAUCUCCUGUCAUUCCUUUCCACCCUGUAUCUUCCAUUUAUCACCCAAACCACUCUGUAGAGUAGCCCCUGACUAACAAGGUUCCCACAUGGAUUUAAUAUGAUCCUGCAUUAUAUAAUUUGGUCCGUAUUUUGGGCCACUCCCACAUCUACCAUGAUCCCCUUUGCAAUUAUCUACACUCAUCAUCCAGAUUAUUGUGACCAGCUCUGGGCUGUAGUGCAACAAUUAGACACAUCAUCUAGGCCCCAUUAAAUGGAAUGGCUGCUUUUCAAGUGAAAGCCUGGUGAUCUAGCUGAGCUGAUGGACUGUAUACGCUGUGUGUUAGUUGCACCAUCUAAUCCCUGACAAUAGACAUCACUUUUGAACUAGGAAACUGAGAUGCCGUGAAAGGGUCAGAUUUUGUGACCUUUCAAAAGUUUCAAAAGUUAAAUAAUUCCAGCAUCAACUCUUGACGAGGCUGGUUAUUGUCGGAGGAAAAUCUAUAGAUUGGAUUAAUGAUUCGUGGAAAUCCAGUUUGAAUACUAGUUUGAGUUUAAAAACACCUUAACAAACAAAUUUGAUUGUUCAUGAAACUUAACUUACCUCAUUGUCCUGUACAUGACAAUAAGCACAUAUCAUUGCGAAGGAUAUUGUCUUGGAUUUUGAGUUAAUAAACAUUUUGAGGUGAAGUAGCAGAAGAUUACUCAGUCCCAAUGUACAGAUCCUUUGAUUUGGCACAAAUCUCGUAUUGAUACUUUUUCAAUGAAAUGAACUUAGGUAUUGCAAAUUUUAUUCAUUUGGACCAAUAAUGGACCAAAUCCUGCUUUUAUUUUCUGAUAAAUGUUGCAUGUUUAUCUCCUGAGCAAUUGCUGAUUUUU